Fusarium oxysporum Fo47 is the source of this 647-nucleotide messenger RNA. Its product is annotated as DUF5321 domain-containing protein. Bases 31 to 621 code for a protein of 196 amino acids. The transcript has 2 exons. The record is from RefSeq and is a predicted model, not a curated record. NCBI's taxonomy places the organism in Eukaryota, Fungi, Ascomycota, Sordariomycetes, Hypocreales, Nectriaceae.
CAUCAAUCGUCGAGAUUUAAAGAUCGCAAAAUGUCGCUUCGACAACUUUCACUUCGCCCUGAUUAUAUCCGAGUGGCCUCCUUUGUGUUCAGGACGUCGAAUACCUCAGGAUGCGGCAUUCGAUACUCGAGCACGGCCCCGGCUACAAUUGUCGAUAGGUCAUUCUGGCGAAACUUGGUACCGAAGCCACUGAGAAAGGAAAAUCGCCAGUUAAGGAAGAAGUCCAAGGAAUGGAAUCCCGCGACAUUCUUUAUUGCCAUAUUUCUUCUUAUCGGGUCCAUGUCGAUUCAAAUGAUUACUUUACGAAAUUCCUUUGAUCGAUACAUGCGACAGUCAGAGGCUCGAAUUGCAUCCUUGCGGGAAGUCGUCGAGAAAAUCCAACGAGGCGAGCCGGUUGACGUUGAGGGGGCACUUGGAACUGGCGAUCCUGCAAAGGAAGCCGAUUGGGAAGAGAUGUUGAAGGCGAUUGAACGUGACGAAGCAAUUCGCAAGUCGAAACGAGAGAAGCCAGAGCGAAGUGAGCCCGCAAGCACAACCUCAUCAACCUCAACCCAGAAUGUAGAGUCUGUUAAGGCUGCACCGACAAACGCAAAACCCGGGAGUCUUGGUAAUUUCAUUUAGACGUAUGAAUCUAUCCUCAGGAUUGG